CAGAAAGAGCUUGCCACGUUCUUAGAGCGCGAACAAGCCCAAGCUCGCAUCAACUCCACCGUGCAUUCACUCACAAGCAUGUGUUGGGAUAAAUGUGUCACUGGCACUCCAGGGUCUAGCUUCGCCCGCAAGGAGGAGAGCUGUCUCUUGAACUGCGUAGACCGCUUCAUGGAUACAAGUUUAUUCAUCAUUAAGACCAUAGAGGGACAACGCUCGCAAAUGCAAUCAUGA
Messenger RNA from Suillus paluster, 231 nucleotides. Its product is annotated as Tim10/DDP family zinc finger protein. The record is from RefSeq and is a predicted model, not a curated record. The transcript is spliced from 2 exons. The annotation marks the transcript as partial. NCBI's taxonomy places the organism in Eukaryota, Fungi, Basidiomycota, Agaricomycetes, Boletales, Suillaceae.